Ilex paraguariensis (yerba mate) is the source of this 1158-nucleotide messenger RNA. The record is from the annotation of a GenBank genome assembly. Lineage: Eukaryota; Viridiplantae; Streptophyta; Magnoliopsida; Aquifoliales; Aquifoliaceae.
AUGAAGAGGAAGAAAAGCUGUAAUGAUCCUCCCUCCUCCUCCUCCUCGAAGAAGAAAUGUAAUCAUACUUCCUCCAUUGAUCCCACCUCCACCAAUCCCACCUCCUUCAGUCCAGUUGAUCCCACUGUUAAUCAUCCACCAAGUUCAUCCAACCCCAAUCCAAGUUCAUCCAACCCCAUAUGCAAUGAAGACAUAUCUUUCUUCAACAAAAAUUGCAAACAAUGGUAUGAGAACUUCUUUAAUUAUAGGCCUUUGUUAUUGGAGAGGUUUGUUUUAAUAGAUCAAUUAAAAGAGGAAGGAUGUAAUGUUAUUUUUUCUCUUCAUCAAUGGAAUUCUGCAAUAGAUAUCAAGAAGACAGAUAAAGCAUAUAAUACAUUGGUGAAGAUAUUUUAUUCUAAUAUGCAUGAUAUUGAUAGAGAUGAUCACAAGUUUAAGUCCCUUGUGAGGAACACAAGUUUUGAAAUAACUCCAGAGUUAGUUUCAAAAAUAUUGGGAGUUCGCCGACCCUUCAUUCCUAACAAUACCCUUACCUAUCCAUUCAAGAAUUUUAAGGACAUAUCUAAGCUGAAAGAUGUUCAUGCAAAAAUUAAGGCUGGUGUCCCAAAUUCUUUCACAAUUGGUGUCCCAAAUUCUUCCACAGCUGGUGUCCCAAAUUCUUUCACAAUUGGUGUCCCAAAUUCUUCCAAAGCUGGUCUUCCUCCUGAUCCAUUGCAGAUAUAUGGAAUGUUGCUGGUGGUUAGUGCUUUGAGAUGGCAGGUUUUUAUGAUUAGACCUAAGAGGGAGGAUGGGAUAUUGGUUAAGGUGAUGCUGCAAGAUCUUAAAAUUGUGUGUCCUUUGUCUGUGGUCACCUCAGUUAAAUGGAUCAAAUGGGAAUCCCUUCCUUUGAACAUGGUGAAAAUGAAUAUGGAUGGUGCCUCCAAGGGGAGUAGUGGUUUGUCUGGUGGUGGGUGUAAUGCCAGCAGCUGGAAGAAUGCUAUUACUCCAGGAUCAGGCAGAAUGAGGUGUGCCAUCAUAAGGAAUGGGGAUGAGUUUUGCAGAAUGCUCAACAGUUAUGCAAUUAAAACUGGUUUUGGUCCUCUUGAAGGAUUAAAGCCAGUUUAUGUAAUAUACAGUUUCAGACUGGGAAUAAGUGCUCAUUUUGAACUGUUGAAAGGAUGA